AUGGUUCAAUUUACUGAAGCAGAUGAAAUCAAAUUAUUGAAAUAUAAAUUACAAAAACAACAACAAAUGAUUAAUAAAUUUAAAAAACAAAUCAACACUAAAUUUGAAGAAUUAAAUAAAAAAUAUAAUAAUUCAUUGAAAGAAAUUAAAAAAUUAAGAACUGAUAUAGAUGAUGUUCAAUGGAAAAAUAAGAUCAAUGGAACUAAAAACAAUAAAACUAUAAACGAAAAAGUUUCCCAAUUAAAUACUCAUGAACAAAGAAUUAAAAAUUUAGAAAAAAUAAUUAGCAAUUCUCAAUCAAAUGAAACAGGUGGUGGAUCUCAAUCAAAUGAAACAGGUGGUGGAAAUACUAGAAUUCAAGAAGUGAAAUUUAAUAAUGUAAAUGAUAAUGGUCAAAACCAUUCAAAUUUGAGAAAUAAAUUUGCAAGAACAUUUAAAAAAUUUAAAAGAAAUAAUUAA
This is a messenger RNA of Lodderomyces jiufengensis, 459 nucleotides long. RefSeq lists its product as uncharacterized. Lineage: Eukaryota; Fungi; Ascomycota; Pichiomycetes; Serinales; Debaryomycetaceae. The record is from RefSeq and is a predicted model, not a curated record. The transcript has a single exon. Bases 1 to 459 code for a protein of 152 amino acids.